Suncus etruscus (white-toothed pygmy shrew) is the source of this 1847-nucleotide messenger RNA. RefSeq names its product histone-lysine N-methyltransferase PRDM9-like. The record is from RefSeq and is a predicted model, not a curated record. The coding region runs from base 78 to 1847 and encodes 589 amino acids. Gene Ontology annotation, biological process: regulation of transcription by RNA polymerase II. Gene Ontology annotation, cellular component: nucleus. Gene Ontology annotation, molecular function: zinc ion binding; RNA polymerase II cis-regulatory region sequence-specific DNA binding; DNA-binding transcription activator activity, RNA polymerase II-specific. NCBI's taxonomy places the organism in Eukaryota, Metazoa, Chordata, Mammalia, Eulipotyphla, Soricidae. The transcript is spliced from 5 exons.
CUUGACUAUGCAGAGGGUUCGCUCCAGGAGACAUAGGGGACACAAGCCUGUGCCUGGGGUUGAUCCCAUAUUUGUCCAUGUUGGUCUUGGCACUGUUGCUCAAGACCCAGGACAUGCAGCUCAACACUUUUGUCCUUCCCUCUGCACAGUCAGGCUCCUCCGUACAGCCAGAUUUCUCCUCAGUAAACCAGGACUUGGUGACCUUCCCUGACGUGGCCGUGAGCUUCUCCCCAGAGGAGUGGCGUUGCCUGGACAUCUCUCAGAGGAAGCUCUACAGGGAUGUGAUGUUGGAGACCUACAAGCACCUGCAGGCAGUAGGGUAUUUUGGGGUAAAGCCUGCACUAAUCUCCUGGUUGGAAGGAGGAGCCCUGGGGAGGCUGCCCCGAAGCCUGUUUCCUGCAGAACUCAAGCCAGAAAUCCAUCCUUGUCCCUUCUGCUCUUUCACCUUCUCCAGUCAGAACUUUCUCAGUUGUCAUAUGAAACGAAGUCAUCCCUCCUGGGUCCUCCUGGGAACAUCUGCAAGAAAGCAACGUCAAUCAGAGAAUUCCUAUACAUGUGAUCAGAACCAAUGGCGGCAGCAUUCUGAUCCAUAUAAUGACACACCAAAGAAUGACAUACUUGAAAGUCAAAAGCACAAAGAAAGCUCCAUACAUUUGGGUAAUAGGAUGAGGCAUAAAAGAAUUUCAGUAGUCUUUUCUAAAUUAUUUAGUGGUCAAAUAGAUAGCUCUAGUAAAAUGACAAUGGAAGAAGAUAUUAACACAGGCUUGAAAGAAAAUCCAAAGGACACAGGUGGAGUAGUUCCAGGGAUAGACUUGCCAAUAAUUUUAAGAGACAAGUAUGUAAGUUCUGGGCAAGGCUUCAGUGAUGGAUCAAAUCUCAUCACAUAUCACAUGACUCACACAGGGGAGAAGCCCCAUGUUUGCAGAAAAUGUGGUCGAGGCUUCAGUGUGAGCUCAAGUCUCCUCAUACACCAGAGGACACACACAGGGGAGAAGCCCUAUGUUUGCAGAGAAUGUGGUCGAGGCUUCAGUCACAGAUCAAGUUUCAGUGAACACCAGAAGAUACACACAGGGGAGAAGCCCCAUAUUUGCAGAGAAUGUGGACGAGGAUUCAGUGUGAUGUCAAAGCUCGUCAGACAUCAGAGGACACACACAGGAGAGAAGCCUUAUGUUUGCAGAGAAUGUGGUCGAAGCUUCAGUGAGAGGUCAACUGUCAUCAGACACGAGAGGACACACACAGGAGAGAAACCUCAUAUUUGCAGAGAAUGUGGACGAGGAUUCAGUGUGAGGGCACGUCUCAUCAGACAUCAGAAGACACACACAGGGGAGAAGCCUUAUGUUUGCACAGAAUGUGGUCAAGGCUUCAGUGAGAGGUCAACUCUCAUCAGACACCAGAGGAGACACACAGGGGAGAAGCCCUAUAUUUGCAGGGAGUGUGGGCGUGCCCUCAGUGACAAGUCAACACUCAUCACACACCAGAAGAGACACACAAGGGAGAAUUCCCAUGUUUGCAGAAAAUGUGGUCUAGGCUUCAGUCUGAGGUCAAAACUCAUCACACACCAGAGGACACACACAGGAGAGAAGCCCUAUGUUUGCAGGGAGUGUGGACGAGGAUUUAAUCACAGGUCAAAUCUCAGGAGACACCAAAGGACACAUACAGGGGAAAAGCCCCAUGUUUGCAGGGAAUGUGGACGAGGCUUUGGUCAGAGGUCACAUCUCAUCAGACACCAGAGGACACACUUAGGGGAGAAACCCCAGGGCUUAAAUCUGAAGUCAAGCCCCAUCAGACAACAGAGGAACACACAGGGGAGAAGCCCCAUGUUUGUAGAGAGUGCUGUCAUGGCUUAA